UAUCAAGAGAAAUUCAGUGAACUCCUCUGUGUUGCCAGGGGCAUUUCAAAAUGUAUGCCGGUCGCUCUACCGUUUUGCCGCAGUGAAUUCUAAUUUAUUUUAUGUUGUUUAAUUUCGGUUCCUUUGAUUGUACUGUGGAUACAUAAAAAUAUUUUCGCUUACCUAAAAAUUAGAGAAAUUUUCUAGUUUUCAGUAUUUUGUUAAAUUUUCCCAGUUUGUAGAGGACACUUGGAAGUAUAUGUUCUGAAGUUAUUUCGGGCAUUGUUAGGCUGAGAUAAAAAUUAGUUACUUAAAAUUAUAUAUUCUAAAGAUUUUAAAUGGUGCUUACAGCAAUAACCAACAAGAUGAUUUAGCACUAAAAUAUGAACUAGACGCAUAUAAUAUACGUGACAAAGAAUUUGAAUGUUCAAAUAUUUUAUUUUCGAUCUGUACAAAUUUACAAGCAAUCGGCGAAAUCUAUGUAAAUAAAGGUGAUUAUGAUAAUGCGGCGAAAUAUUACGAAAAAGCAUUAUUAAAAAUUUCAGAUUAUACUAAUAUUGAAAAUUUACUGAAAAAAGUUACUUAAAAUACGAAUAAUAAAUGAUUAUGAGACACCUACUAUGGUAUAUAGAAUGCUUGAAUUAUCUUAUAUGAUUAGGAAACGUUUUAAUGAAGCUUUGAAAUAUUAUAAUAAAUUAUUAGAAAUGCAAGAACAACAUAAAGAUUUAUUUGAAAUUGACGAUAAUGAUCGUAUGGAUAAUGCACGGAAAAUAUGA
Molecule: messenger RNA, 755 nt
Organism: Didymodactylos carnosus
Lineage: Eukaryota; Metazoa; Rotifera; Eurotatoria; Philodinida; Philodinidae
Source: the annotation of a GenBank genome assembly